GGGUUCUGGGGAUCUAGGGCGGAGCCCACGUUUUUAUUGCGGGGGCGCUGAGUUUCUAUGGAGGGGUCUUUUGCGUGGGGGUUGCCCUUGUUUUCGACUGCCCCUUCCCCCCAUUCCCCUGCGGCUAGAAGGACAAGCCUUCUGGAAGGCCCAGGCCCUGCCGCAGCGCCGGGCCUGGUGUUUCUCUCCAUUCCCAUCCUUCCCCUUCCCCUUCUGAUCCAGGCGGUUCUUUCCCGCCGCCGCCCAGCGCCACCUGGCAUCUCCAGGGCGACCGGGCCGGCACAAGAUGGCGGACGAUAAAGACAGCGGAGAAAUGAGAUUACAAGAAAUUCAGAAAAAAAUAAAAGAUGCUUUUGAGGUGUUUGACCAUGAAUCCAAUGACACCGUGGAUGUUAGAGAAAUCGGUACUAUUAUCAGAUCAUUAGGCUGCUGCCCGAGUGAAGGAGAACUGCAUGAUUUGAUUGCAGAGGAUUUGCUGUCCCAAGUUUCUUCAAGGAUGGUAGAAGAAGAAGAACCCACUGGAUACAUUCGCUUAGAAAAAUUUCUUCCGAUGAUGGUUAAAGUGCUCUUGGAAAGAAGAUACAGACCAAUUCCAGAAGAUCUUCUUCUUCAAGCAUUUGAGGUGUUAGAUUCAGCUAAAGAGGGAUUUCUUACUAAAGAAGAGUUGGUCAAGUAUAUGACUGAAGAAGGUGAGCCUUUUACCCAGGAGGAAAUGGAAGAAAUGUUGUCUGCUGCACUUGAUCCAGAAACAAAUACAAUUCAGUACAGAGACUAUUUAGCAAUGAUGGUGAUAGAUGAAAAUUAAAAGGUUUCAUACAUUUAACUAUUUUCAGAUUUUUAACUUCAAUUUCCUACUUCUGAUUAAUGGAUAUUAGUUUAGAAAAAACUGGGAAAAUGUUAUAUUUAUAACUUAAAGCAUUUGUAGAUAUAGACAACUCUUAGAAAUUUUUAAAGAAACACUAAUGUUCUAUGGACUUUUGCUAUAAAAUUUUAGUGUGUUACCUGAGAAGGAUUUGUUUCUUCUCUAUGAAAGUACAGACCACCAUUAAAAUAUCAUUGAAUUAAUUAUGCAAAGACAGUAGAGAAUAACUGACUUGGCACAAGCCAAGCUAUUCUACCAGCUCUAUGAGUGGCACAGAAGCCUAUGAUCUCCUAUCAGUUAGUAUGGGAUGACAAUUUCCAAAGAGAUCAUGGUGGGUGGGGGAAGUGACAGCACUCCCAAUGAGGUGCAAACACCAAAGAGGGCUUACUUACCAUGUUUCCUUUUUCAUAAAGAAAAAUUUCCAUCUCUGACACACAUCAGUAAUGUUUCAAUGUUUUCUUGUUUCCAGGUAAUUUUAGGGCCAUGAUUGGCUAGAUAAGAUGGUAGAAGUAGGAUCAGAACGGUCAUCUUUCUUAUUUCCUCUUAAGAUUUGGAAUAUUAUCUGUAAGAUCUAGUGUGCUACCAUUAAAAAACAAAACCAAAACUC
Phascolarctos cinereus (koala) is the source of this 1469-nucleotide messenger RNA. RefSeq names its product dynein regulatory complex subunit 8 (gene DRC8). The record is from RefSeq and is a predicted model, not a curated record. NCBI's taxonomy places the organism in Eukaryota, Metazoa, Chordata, Mammalia, Diprotodontia, Phascolarctidae. Gene Ontology annotation, cellular component: sperm principal piece. Gene Ontology annotation, molecular function: calcium ion binding.